This is a messenger RNA of Odontomachus brunneus, 8821 nucleotides long. Its product is annotated as hydrocephalus-inducing protein-like. Bases 689 to 8653 code for a protein of 2654 amino acids. Gene Ontology annotation, biological process: axonemal central apparatus assembly; cilium movement. NCBI's taxonomy places the organism in Eukaryota, Metazoa, Arthropoda, Insecta, Hymenoptera, Formicidae. The transcript has 39 exons. Gene Ontology annotation, cellular component: axoneme. The record is from RefSeq and is a predicted model, not a curated record.
ACAGUAAAAAAAUUUAAAAAGUGCGAGUCGAAGGUAAAAAGUUCAUAAAGAAAGAACAGCCAGCCGCCAAGAAUCUCGUAUAGGAAAAGGGCAGGCAAGACAAAUAUUUUUAAGGCAGUUAUGUGAUAAAAUGAAUUUCAUCGGAAAUCAUUAAAAUUUGCAUUACAUAAAGGAAAGCCGGAUAAGAUGGAACAUGAAAAGUCGUAAAAAAGACGUUAAAAUUACUUUCUUUUCCAAAAAUAAUUAUAUAACUGUUAGUUUGGACUGUCUUAUGAAAAGUUACAAAUCGGCAAGAAUGGCGUUAUUAAAGUUCAGUUAUCCAAAGCAUCAUUUGACGUGAAGUCCACGCUAUUGUCAGCUAUAUAGGAGUAAAGCUUUGAUUCAAUCCGUAUGUUCCAUCGUGUCCGCCUUUUCCUUAUCUGUGGUGGUCGCUAUUGUAGAAAAAAAAAGGUAGAGAAAGAAAGAAUAGCGUACAGCUGUUUUCUCAUUUUGUGGUCAACACGAAACGAAAGAGAGAGUGAUGGGCGACAUGACGUGACGGCACGCGCCUCGCCGAACGUACUUUAUACUGAAUAAAUUGCGACGCACUCGCAGUCUUUUUCCGGAGGAGGAACGAGCAGCCGAGGCACUGAUUCGUUACUACGGAGUUAAAGAAAUCCUAUUACCGCCCCGAAAACUCGGAGAGAGAAUGCCGUCGUUUUUAAUGGAAUUCUAUAAUAGCCUCGUGAGCGAGAUGUCGUACGCUUUGUCAGCGAGAGCGAUCGAGGAGGGAAGUGCCGUUGCACUGAGUGAACAAAGUUCCAAGGAUCUUCCUCCUGAGCCGCCAAUGUGGCUGACGAGGAAUCCCGAAGAAAUUCGACAUAUGCUCGCCUGCUAUAUAAAGGCUCUACGUGAGGAAUCUAAUUUCUGUGAGAAAAUGAAAGAUCCCGUAAAGGAACUAUUUGAUAGUCUCGAGAGGAAAUCGAUUCCAGAGCCCGACCCUAUGCGGCCGGCCAAGAAAGUCUGCAUUAUUUUCCACGGCGCGCCGUUCACCGAAUAUCAAGAGACCGCAUGUAGGAGCGCUAAGGUUCUGCGAGUGCCUUUACUAUGUAUCGACAAAGUUAUGAUCGAGGGAAUCGCUCUCGGCGACGAUAAAUUUUCUAUCGAGACGCGACAGAUCAUCGACUACGCGUAUCAGCAUUAUUUGUCACAAAUGGAGAAAUACAAACAGGUCUUGGAAACUACACUGCUAGAAGCAGAAAUAACCAAAUUUGUGGAACAUAACGGAGAGAUAGUGACGCAUGAGAUAUCACCUGAAAAUCCGAAAUCGCCUCUGAUACUCGAUUCAAAGACGGUGCCUGAGAUUAAUAGACAUUCCGAGAGUGACGCGCCAUCCCGUGAACCAAUUACUCGAUUUGAAGAGGAACUCGCAAAAAUUCCGCGAGAGCAAGAUUUAAAAUUCCUGGAUCCCGUGAGUCUUUACGAAAGUAAGAUUCAAACGAUCCUGCUGUUGGAGAAAAAUCUGCCCAAUUAUGUGACAAAAUUGACAAAAGAGAACGUCGGCGAGAGAGAUGCUAGUAGAAUACAAGAUGACACUUUUCUCGGAAUUGAUGCUCACUUAUUGACCGAAGUUCUUCGAGAAAGGCUAUCGUUGGCGGACUUCAAAAAGGGCUUUGUGCUGCAGACUUUGAAUAAUGUCUUCUUUAAAAGCGAAAUCAAGACGCUAUUCGCAUUGUUCGACAUCGUCGGGCACGUGGAAUAUUCAUUGUUUGUGACUUUUAUGAACUCAAUGGAUAAAUAUAUUCGGAAAAUGAACGAGUUGCGUGAAUUGGAAGCGAGAAGAUUGAUGGAAGAAACUAAUAAAAGAAUCCAAGAAAUUGACGAAAUGUGGUUAUCCGAAUAUGAGCUACUCGCAGAAGAUGAGAAGAAGUUUUAUUUGGAAUCGACUUUGCCGAUAAAGAAGCGAGAAGCAUUACAAAGGCGAACGCAAUUUCUUCAACAGAUGACAGAGCUGCGAAAAAGAGAAAAAUCUUCUUCAGAAUCUUUCAACGUAGAUACCGCAAAAAGUAGGAAAAUAGAUAAAAUAACGAAGGACGAGGAAUCCAAUAAACAGGAGGAAAAAUUCCGAACUUCCAAAGCGUCGGUCAGCAAGAAAACGACUCAAGAUCCUAAAGAACUGGAAACCAGAAGCGACUUGAAACCAGAGAAGCAGGAAAUGCCAGAAGAGCUGAAGAAUAUUGCCAAAGCUAUGAACAAUUAUCACAGCAAUCUCUCGGUCAUAGAAAACAUCAUAAAAAAUUGGGAUCCUCUUAAAAAGAACACGCUUUUCACGACAAACGGCGAAAUCGUGAAAACCGGUAAAACAGGAGACAAGAGUCCCGAUGUCAGUGAGGUGAUAUAUAAUUUAGCGCGCUUUGCAUUUUCGAUACGCCUGCCGUGCGGGAACUUUCGCUAUAAUUUAUUUCAGCAGACUCACGCGAGCGAAUUUCGUAUCUGGUACGUAAACGCCAAGGAUCCGUGGGAUCGGGUGAUGUACGACGUGGUGGUUAACCAGAUGAGCGAAAAUAGCUCAGCCAAAGAAGCUCUUCCUGUUGAAGUCUCGCCGGAACUGGACCUCUCGCCGAAGAGAUAUUAUAUUCUCAAACCGAGUUGCAUAAGGAAACGAGACACCGAGGUUGAUGGAAUCUAUGACAUAGUCUCGUUGUCUGCAAUGAACGAGUCAACGUUCGCGGCGGUCGAUUCUUCGAGUGCGAACGCGCUUAAUAAUCGAGCGAAUCACUCCGAAAAUGCCAGACGUCGAGAACGAUCGCGUCACGUCAGUAAAACCGAAGACGCUGUUUCGUUGAACGCAUCCACGAUCGAGAACAAAGACACCGUCGAAUCCAACGCGGAUACAAUAAUGUUGGAGGAGAUGUUGAAGCCACGAUGGAUUUUGCAGCCGGGCGAUAGUCAGUGGUUCAAGAUCCGAUAUCACCCCGAGGAAAUGGGAACUCACCGACACACAUACGCAUUAUCCGUCAUCGACGGCGAUGAUGUAACUUACGACAUCAACGUUCGCGGAAUCGCGGAUGUCCCGCGGCUGGAUAUGAAUCCUAAUGCUGUCUUUUCAAAAGUAGAAAAAAUGAAGAUUGCCGACAUACACGAUCCUGCGUACUUUCUCGACAGUACUGCUUACGAUUUUGGAGCCUUAUUGGUGUUUCGGAAAGAUAAAAGUGAACAUCGUCGUGAUGCGGAAUUUAAAUUCCGCAACAUAUCUAAGAUUGACGCGGAAGUGUAUUUCUGCUUAGAGGAAAAUAUUCCAGACAUUUUCAUUUUGGAUAAAGAGAAGCUUUGCAUUCCAGCUGAACAAUGUAGAUCGUUGAAGAUAUCGGCGGGUGUUACGAAGCUUGGCUCAUUUAUCGACAAGAUGCAUAUAUGUGUGGCGAAUAAUCCUCACGUCGAUAUAUUCGAGCUUCGAUGCAAUGGCUCGAAAUUGGAUAUCGAACUUGAAGACAAACAAGUGUACUUUGGCCAAGUGCUUCUGUAUAGACGAGACUUUCUCACUCGUGCCAUUCGAAACAGAUCCCCGGUUCCGAUCUUUUGGCGUCUAGUUCCCGAUGGAUCUUUGGAUUCUCAAAUAUCGUUCGCGCCGAUCAGCGGAAUCGUCAAAGCUGGUAGUGAUCAAGAGAUUGAGUUCUGUUAUCACGCCAGCAAGAUUGGAACGGUUCACGCGAGUUUAACUGUCGAGGCUUUCUUCCACGAGAAUGACGUAGAAUCGAUUUUUACGGAAACCCUCUGUUUAUCUGGCGAAACGUACGAUGUAGCUGUUGACAUUAAUCAUGCAAAUCCAAUUGACUUAAAGUGCGUGAAAGUUGGCUUUCUUACAAGUGCAAACUUCACAAUAAGUAAUCGAGGAAAUUAUGAAGUUAAAUAUGUCAUACUUUUGGAGGAACGAGAUAAAGCCAUGGUUACAUCCAGUUUAUACGCCAGACUAAAGAAAGAGAUUGAAAUUAGUCCUGCGUCUGGUUCUAUCGAAUCACAGAAAGAGACAAUAGUAAAGAUAACUUUUCUACCAGAAAACGAAAUUACUCUGAAAGAGUGUCCAAUACUUAAGUGCCAUCUUCUCGAUACUAACAAACAAGCCGCUGUGAUUGCACAAAUUCCAUUGACAGUUUCCGUAAUUGCUUAUUAUACAAGAUUCCGCGUUUAUCCUUAUCCUGAAGUUAACUUCGCCUCACUUGGUGUGUGCACCGAAGAGACGAUGAAUCUGCAUAUUGAAAAUACUGGACAGUUCCCCUUCCAUUAUUUCAUUCAGCAAGCAUCCAUUAAACACCCAUCGAACGCCUACGUGACGCUGGUUAAGAAGGAAAACGUAACUGGAAAGGAUUCCGACAAAGCGACUAAUACGUUAGACAAGAAUAAAAGCAAAGUGCCAGAAUUUCCAACUAAGUUGCAAGUCGGCCCUUUUACCGUAACAAAGACCGAGGGGAACGUGCGACCAAACGAGGUCGAUAUCGUAACGAUAAAAUGCUACCCAGAAUUCGUAGGCUCUCAGGAGGAGCAAAUACUAAUUCUUAUACCAGACAGCAUUUCCGAGGAACGAAAUGGCAAAUUAAUAACACUUUCUGUGAAUUCCUGCGUACCUACGGUCGACUUUCACAACCUCGACGCUAUGUUCCUAGGAAAUCAUAUAAUAGAUCGUGUCCAGGACUUUGUCUGCCAAAAAGAGAUUGGCGCGCAUACCGUAUUUGCACGUCAAGAGAGGUGCCUGUAUUUUCGCCAUGUCAAAGUGCAUCACACUUAUACAGCGUAUUUCCUGCUUUACAACCGGAACGUGAUACCUGCUGAUGUGGAACUGACUCUACAGCUGGAGUCAUUUUCAUCCGCGACCAUUGAACCCGACACGUUCGUAGUGACACCCGCAAAAGAACGCGUUUCGCCGAUGAGUCAGAAGAGAUUCGCGAUUUCGUUCAACCCGACACUAUUAGAGACAUGUCAUGCGGUUCUCGGAAUAAAGGUUGAGCAGCCCUCGCACUUAAAGGACGAGAAGUUCUUUGUUAAAUUAACGGGACAGGCUUGCGUGCCAGAAGUUACAAUAGUGAAGCCACCGUAUGAAAAACGAGAAGGAGCUGUACUCAACUUCGGCCUUACGCUUGUGAACGAUUGCGCUGCGAAAAGCUUCGCUUUCCAAAACGUCAGCGUGAUAUCCGCCAAAGUGAUCGUCGAGAUCUAUGUGGACCCGCAAUUCCUCUUCACUUUCGGAGCUCGCGACGACGAAGACGACUCGACUAAUGGACGGGUUUGCCAAGCUGAACGAAAGUCGAGCGAUCGAUGCGUCGUGGUUCAUUUAACGCCCGGGGAAACGGCGUCGAUCGAAGUGAAAUUCAACCCGCGAGACGUCGGUAAAUACGAGGGUCUGGUGCGAUUAUUUGUCGCUGAUAAUCCCGAUGAGAAUCUUACGAUCGGCCUGAAGGGCGAGGUGUAUGCGGAAUUAGUCGUACUGGAGGGACUGGAACUCGCGAGUGCAAAAUCCACCGUUCUCAACGAAAAACAGAAGUCCAAUUCCAAACAAAAAAGAUCGUCAUCACGAUCGGGCAGCGUAACAGAAGGUGAAAUAUUAUCACCAGCAUUUAUCCCGGUCACAUUGAUCUACAAACUAAACUACGGAUGCUGCUUUGUCAACAAGAUGUACAGAAAAAACUUCAGGAUCGUCAAUAAAUCGGCGGAUCGGCACUUGCGAUUCCAAUGGAGCGCGCAUCCCAAUAUUGUAUUCACUCCGUCUGUCGGUCAUCUCAAGUGUCUGACUCGCAAGGAAAUAAUCGCGACGUUUCUCUCCUCGGAACCAGCGAGCUAUGUCGACACGUGUCUCCACUGUACGGUCUGCACAAUCGAGCUUGUUGAUCCCACGAAAGAACGCUGCUGGGACGAUCGGAAGACGGAGGUGCGAUGGCUGGCGAUAAAUUCCGACGACGUGGCGAGUGAGCAAGGGAUAAAUGCUGAAACGUUCGUGAGAAAAGCAGUCGAGCCCGUUAACGAGCCGAACCACGAAAUCGUAUCUGACACGACGAAGUGCAUCCAAGUGUUACUUAACGCGACCGUGGCAUUCUCCAAGUACUCUUGCCUCAUUAAGGAGAUCAAUUUCAAGGACACGCUAAUGUUUCAGACGCGCGAAUACGUGUUCACCUUCUCGAAUACUGGUGCGGUCGACGUGGAGUACAUGUGGCAGAUAAAUAUGGACGAGCAGUACCCGAUGAGACGAACCGCAAAUUAUUCGCGACUCACGCUGGGACCACAGGGAGAUAUGCGAUCUGCGACUAACUCGUUGGUACACACUCAUGAGUCUCGCCAGCGACCUGAUCAAUAUCACGCGGCGGAGCUAAACGAUAAAGGCGCUAAAUUAAAUCGACGAUGUCUGACGUCAUCUCGAGAAGAUAUCGUCAAGAUAAAACUACCUGCUAGCGCCCACGAUCCAUCCGAUCUCUUCAGCAGUAGUGCCGGAUUGACAGAGCGAAGUAGCGACAGUUGGUUAGAGAGUGACGAUUUGCCGUUUGGGAUUUACCCCGAAAAGGGAAUCCUGCUGCCGGGUGAAUCGGCAAAAUUCACCCUGCGAUUUUCUCCUACGGACGUGUUCGACUACAAAGCGUAUCUCACAUGCAAGACGCGCGAAUACGUGUUCACCUUCUCGAAUACUGGUGCGGUCGACGUGGAGUACAUGUGGCAGAUAAAUAUGGACGAGCAGUACCCGAUGAGACGAACCGCAAAUUAUUCGCGACUCACGCUGGGACCACAGGGAGAUAUGCGAUCUGCGACUAACUCGUUGGUACACACUCAUGAGUCUCGCCAGCGACCUGAUCAAUAUCACGCGGCGGAGCUAAACGAUAAAGGCGCUAAAUUAAAUCGACGAUGUCUGACGUCAUCUCGAGAAGAUAUCGUCAAGAUAAAACUACCUGCUAGCGCCCACGAUCCAUCCGAUCUCUUCAGCAGUAGUGCCGGAUUGACAGAGCGAAGUAGCGACAGUUGGUUAGAGAGUGACGAUUUGCCGUUUGGGAUUUACCCCGAAAAGGGAAUCCUGCUGCCGGGUGAAUCGGCAAAAUUCACCCUGCGAUUUUCUCCUACGGACGUGUUCGACUACAAAGCGUAUCUCACAUGCAAGAAGUAUAAGGCUUUAUACAGGGUGUCCCGUGAGGUCGAGAGUGAGGAAACAUGGAAGCACAGCGUGGGACAAGAGCUUUCUCUCUGGGAAACCCCACAGAGAACCAGAAAUACUGGCUACGGGACAACAAUAACAAUCUCGGAACAAAGAGAUGACCUACCAGACUUGUAUCGACUCGUUCGGCCAUCUUUUGCGUUGGAAUUAGCAUUGAGUAACGAUUAUUCGACGCGCGAAUACGUGUUCACCUUCUCGAAUACUGGUGCGGUCGACGUGGAGUACAUGUGGCAGAUAAAUAUGGACGAGCAGUACCCGAUGAGACGAACCGCAAAUUAUUCGCGACUCACGCUGGGACCACAGGGAGAUAUGCGAUCUGCGACUAACUCGUUGGUACACACUCAUGAGUCUCGCCAGCGACCUGAUCAAUAUCACGCGGCGGAGCUAAACGAUAAAGGCGCUAAAUUAAAUCGACGAUGUCUGACGUCAUCUCGAGAAGAUAUCGUCAAGAUAAAACUACCUGCUAGCGCCCACGAUCCAUCCGAUCUCUUCAGCAGUAGUGCCGGAUUGACAGAGCGAAGUAGCGACAGUUGGUUAGAGAGUGACGAUUUGCCGUUUGGGAUUUACCCCGAAAAGGGAAUCCUGCUGCCGGGUGAAUCGGCAAAAUUCACCCUGCGAUUUUCUCCUACGGACGUGUUCGACUACAAAGCGUAUCUCACAUGCAAAACGGAGAAUCCCGAUCCGGAACUGACCGAGUUGGUUAUUCCCAUUGCGGGAAGAAGUUUGCUCCCGUACUGCCACUUCGACGUACCGGAAAGCGACUAUCCGUCGGACGGUAGACGCGACGCGAAACUACCAGGUCCCAUCGAUUAUCAAGCAGCAACCGAUGGCUCGCUUCCGCCAGAUACAAGAGUAAUUGAGUUCAACGUGGUCGGGAUCGGUGAGACUCAUGUGAGAAAAUUCCGCAUGAUAAAUCCAACGUCGGAUGAUUAUCGUUUCGCAUGGAGUGAUCGAACCCGUCACGCGGAAGGCCAGAUUCCGAAUUUUCGCUGCGUGCUGUCGGAGGGUGUCGCCGAGCGUGGAAAGCAGGUCGAAUUCACCUUCGUGUUUCUCGCGGACCGCGUUGGCACGUUCGAGUCUUUCUGGUUAUUCUCCAUCGAAAAGUACAAUCUGGAAUGUCUCUUCCUGAUAGUCGCGUUCGUCAGAGAACCGCUGAUUUAUUGUCCAAUUGCUCAUCUAAGAAUGAAACCGACCGUAUUAGGUGUUACCGUGCGAGAGUCAAUAUGUAUAGUCAACGACGAGGAAUUUCGAAUGCACUUUGAGGUGGUGCGCGACUCUUUAUAUUCCGAGGGACGCUUGCAGAACUUGAAGAUAAUGCCUAUGAGCGGAAUUUUAAACGCAAGAAGCGAACAGAUUCUAUGGCUCGAGUAUCAACCCACUAUGGUCGGCGAAUUUCAAUUUCCUGUCAAAUGCGCUGUGAAGAAACUGAAGGCGCCGCUCAGCAUCCUCGUUACGACAAUUACUUACGACAUCGUCCGUUACAUAUAGUCUGUUUGAUAAGAGCAUGUCCGAUAAAACUUGAUAAAUAAUUUAUUGAAAUGAUUUGGAAUAAAACAUAUACAUACUACUUGGUUAGAACUGUGAUGCUUUAUUAUUACUAACUUGUCCUUUAUUAUCAAUAAUUGUCUGGCAUCUCCGAGGCAUUCUUUCAAUUAA